GGGUGGGCGUGGGGAGGGAAUCAAGGAAAGAGGAGAGACCGGUGCAGAGACUGGCAAAUGAAGCGCGGGAAAGAGAGGAUGGAGAAGAGGAGGAAGAGGAGGAUCAAGGAGAGGGACCCCAGAGGGCGGGCUGGCGGUGACGGAGGCGGUCCCGAGAUUUGAUCAUGGCUGGAUCCAGAAGUGAGCCAGGUUGCCCUGAAGUGGAGGUCGCCCCAAAUCGGCAAGCACUUUCUUGCAAGUAGAAGGUCCACUUUUUUAAAAAAAACAACAACAAUCAAAUGCUAAUCCAUUGGUUCCAACAGAAAUUGGCCAACUGACUUGUUGCCUGAGCAUGACAUAAUGGAUUGAAAGAGACCAACUGGCUCAAAGUCACCCAGCCGGCUUUCAUAUCUAAGGGCGUGUGUGUGUUGAGUAGGUGUACUAGCCAAUGCAUCAGCCAUAUCACAAGGAACAAGUCCAACUUGUUUUAAGGGGAAGAUAUUUGACGGAAAAGUCUGCAAGCUCAUUUCCUGGAGGAGACUGGGUUUUUCAUCUGCGCUGAAGAGAUCCAAUCUUCCAUAGAGCCAACAAAUUAGUAUCCUCCCACAAUGGCAGAAGCUCACCAGGCUGUGGCAUUUCAAUUUACUGUCUCUCCAGAGGGUAUAGACCUUCAGCUGAGCCAUGCAGCUAUCAAGGAGAUUUACCUUUCAGGCCUGCGUUCCUGGAAGAAGAAAUUCAACCAAAUACGGAAUGGUUUUGUGACAGGUGUGUAUCCCGCCAGCCCCUCCAGUUGGUUAUUUAUGGUUACAGCCAUCCUAGUAACCCAGUUCUCUCGUCUUGACCCUUCCAUGGGCAUGAUUGACAAAAUAAAGGAACAUCUGCCGGUCAGCAAUUAUCUGUCAGAUCAGGGCCUGAAUGUCCUCAGUGUCCUGGCCUUUUCCACAGGACUAUGGCUGGCUCUCAUUAUGACCAUGCGUAGCAUUCUUAAGAUGUUGCUAUGCUAUCAUGGAUGGAUGUAUGAGGAGCAUGGUCGGAUAUCCAUCACCACAAAGAUCUGGUUGGCUUUGGUGAAAAUCUUCUCUGGUCGUAAACCCAUGUUGUAUAGCUAUCAGGCCUCACUGCCUCGGUUGCCUGUUCCAGCUAUUAAGGAUACAAUGCGGAGGUAUUUGGAAUCCAUACGACCUCUGACAACUGAUGCAGAAUUCCAUCGAAUGACAGGUCUUGUCCGUGACUUUGAACGGACUCUUGGACCACAUCUGCAAUGGUAUCUCACACUGAAAUCUUGGUGGGCACCCAACUCUGUAAGUGAUUGGUGGGAAGAAUAUGUGUAUCUCCGUGGGAGGAGCCCCCUGAUGGUAAAUAGCAACUAUUAUGGCAUGGAUUUCCUUUAUGUUACACCUACUCCAAUCCAAGCUGCUCGUGCUGGGAAUCUUGUUUAUGCCAUGCUGCAGUACCGACGCAAACUCAUACGAGAGGAAAUCAAACCUAGCAUGCUCCCUAAUUCCUUCAUCCCCCUCUGUUCGGCCCAGUGGCAGCGCCUCUUCAACAGCACCCGGUUGCCCGGAAUGGGGCAGGAUAAAAUCCAACAUCUACAAGACAGUGAUCACAUUGCAGUAUACCAUGCAGGACGCUUAUUUCGAGUAUCGUUGUAUUACAAGGGGAGGCUGCUGGAGCCUUGUGAACUUCAGGCACAGUUUGAAGCUAUCCUUUGUGACCCUACACCCCCUCUGCCUGGGGAGGAGAAAUUGCCUUCAAUGACCGCAGGUGAAAGAGAUUCCUGGGCCAGGGCCCGCCACACCUACUUCCAGUCUGGGAUUAACAAGCAGUCCCUGAAUAUCAUUGAGAAAGCUGCUUUCUUUCUCACUCUUGACACAAGUGAACAGGGCCUGCUAGGGCCCAAUCCAGGUCAGGCGUUGGACAUCUAUGCAAAAUCCUUGCUACACGGACAUUGCUGUGACAGGUGGUUUGACAAAUCUUUCAACCUGAUUGUUUACCGCAACGGGAAAGCCGGAAUCAAUGCAGAACACUCAUGGGCAGAUGCACCUAUUGUUGGACAUCUUUGGGAGUACACCCUUGCCACAGAUUCAUUCCAGCUAGGAUAUGAUGAUGAUGGAAACUGCAAAGGCAAGAUGGAUCCCAAUGUCCCUCCACCCCAAAAACUGGAGUGGGAAAUAUCGCCAGAGUGCCAAGAGGUGAUCUUGCGGUCCUUUAUUUUGGCCCAUGCUUUGGCCAGUGACGUUGAUUUUCACGUCUUUACCUUUAAGGACUUUGGCAAAGGCCACAUCAAGAAGUGCCGCACUAGCCCAGAUGCCUUCAUCCAGCUUGCCCUUCAACUAGCACAUUUUCGGGACAUGAACAAGUUCUGUCUCACUUAUGAAGCAUCUAUGACUCGUCUUUUCCGGGAAGGCCGAACAGAAACAGUCCGUUCCUGCACCAUUGAAUCUUGCAACUUUGUGAAGGCAGUGAUGGAUCCUCAUCAAACUGAUAAUUCAAGAUUACGCCUCUUCCGAGUAGCAGCUGAGAAACACCAGAAUCUUUAUCGGGAAGCCAUGAUAGGGUCUGGCAUCGAUAGGCAUCUUUUCUGCCUCUAUGUUGUCUCAAAAUACCUUGGCCUGGAUUCUCCUUUCCUGCGUGAGGUAUUAUCUGAACCAUGGAGACUCUCUACUAGUCAGACUCCCAUUCAACAGAUCGAACUAUUUGACCUUCAGAAUAAUCCUGACUAUGUUUCUUGUGGUGGUGGAUUUGGACCGGUUGAUGAUAAUGGAUAUGGAGUAUCUUACAUCAUUGUCGGUGAAGAUCUCAUCAAUUUCCACGUGUCAUGCAAAUUCUCCGGCCAAGGGACAGAUGCACACCGUUUUGGGUUUAAUAUCCGGAAAGCCAUGAAUGACAUCUUGAUCCUUUUCCAAGUGAACAAACUGGCCCAGGCCACAGUUGGCCAGUGACUGAAUAAAUGCCAGCAAGAUUGUACAGUGGCAGAGGUGGAUCACAAAGGAGAAACAGCAUGGGUCUGGGAGUCAGGUAAGGAAAGAAAGGCAAUUUCUGGGGGGAGCAAGGAUUUAUUUCUUUACUUGUUCUGAGGCUGCUGCCUGCUCAACCAUGUUGCUCUUGCCAAUGGCCCGACCACCCACUUCAGCACCCUCUCUUCCGGAGUCUUCAGUGAUCCACCUGCUGCUUUGGUGGCUCUGUAAGCCUACAGAGCCACCAAAGCUGUAGCUGAAUGGGGAGGUGAGGGGGGGAACCUGCCCUACUUAUUCCACAGCCAUUUUUGGCCAAGCUGCAUUGCAGCAGCAUUGGGCACAAUAUGCAAGGCAGCAAAUAGCUGCAUCGUGCCGAAAUCGGCCAUUUGCUGCCUCCUGCCCAAUGCCGCUACAAUGAAGCUGUAGAACAAGCCAGGCAGCGGUAAGAAACCGGUAUACUGGUUCGUUACUUCCGCCCGGCUUGUUCCGCAGCCUCAUGGCAGAGGCAUUGGGUGCGAUGUGUGAGGCGGCAAAUGGCCAUGGCCAGCAGCAAACAGCCACAUUGCACUGAAACUGGCCAUUUGCUGCCUCGCACAUCACGCCCAAUGCCACUGCCAUAAGGCCACAGAACAAGCCGGAUGGCAGUAAGAAACCUGUAUACCUAUUCCUUACCUCCGCCCGGCUUGUUCCGCAGCCUUAUGGCAGCGGCAUUGGAUGUGAAGUGUGAGGCGGCAAAUGGCACAUCGCAUCAAAACUGGCCAUUUGCAGCCUUGCGCAUCACAUCCAAUGCCGUUGCCAUGAGGCCGCGGAACAAGCUGGGCAGAGGUAAGGAACCAAUAUACCAGAUCCCCCCUCCCCUAUUCUGCUUGCUGCUGGAGGGCUGGCCCAGUAUUCUCAGUGGGCUGCGGAGCCUCAGAAUGUGCUGGUCAAGGGGCCAGCAGGCUGUCUCUGCUGAUGGACACAGUUGGCUCCCAUGCACUCGCUGUAUGUGCGGGCCAAUGGUGUCAGGCAGCAGCUGCUCAACCCCUGCCUCGCCUUGCCUUGCUCUGCGGCAAUGGCACCCCUGCCCCUGCCUUGCCUCAGCCCGCAGGACGAGCCUCCUGCCCAUCGUCCCACCCGCCAGAGACCCCCCUGGAUCUCCCCCAACUCUACCUAACCCCCACAGGCAUCCCUCCCCACAAGCAAGAUCAAGGUGGGCCGUGGCGUGCCACGGCCACCCAGUCUGCCAUGACAACCACAGCCACGCCCAACCAAUGGACCACUCCCACCCAAUUCGCCACCCCCCACCCGGCACCCAACGAUACAUAAGUGGGUUUUGGGUUGCAGUUUGGGCACUCGGUCUCUAAAAGGUUUACUAUCACUGUUCUAUAAUAUAUGAAAUACCACAGAUCUCUAGGCAAAUAAGAGUUCUUAUUCAUCCUGCCCACAUUUCUUAUUUCCUAAAGAUCUGAUGGGGAAGAUUGCUAACCAAGACUUGUUUGUGGAUGAAGAAUUUUUGCUGGAUUAGAACUGAAAAGUUGGAAGAUUAGCUCAUCAUGGUUUCUGCUUCAAGCUCCCACAUGGAUAUUCUGAAGCUGUGCCUCCUCAGCCAUCCGCAGUCAGUUUCUCCCUGUGCUCCAGCCAUUUCAGUGGUUGGUUGCCUGCUUAUUCCAUGCUUCACAUAUGAAGGACUCAGUCCCUGUGGCUGUGAUGAUUAUUGUAUCCUUAUAAAAUGCUUGAGAUAGGAUGAUGGGUAAUAUUUUUGAGAACUGAGUUCCUCAUUCCCACCCUUUAAUGCCUAAGGUAAUAGGAAAUGAAAUAAAUUCAGUGUAGGGGAAAGGAAUCUUAAUCUCUCUUAGCAUUAUAAAUAUUAAUAAAACUCUAUAUAGAGUGGGAAUUCUUGCCAAAAAUGUUUGCUUUUGGUUAACUGAAAGGUUGGAAAGUGACAGGGAGCACAUCUGAAAACCAAGAGGUUUUGAAGGGAGCCCUCAGCUGCAGAAUGCUUAAUACUGCCUCUUUUAAAUGUCCUUUUAUCAGAUAUUUAGCAAGUAGUUUUGGCUACCAUCCUUUUGUAUAAUUUCUGCAACUGUCAUUUGGAAUCUUCACUGAAGGCUAUUUUUUGUAAAUAUAACGGCUUAAUUAUGGAACAUACAAGAAAAAAUAUUAGGAAAAGUAUAUAGAAAAAAUGGGGCACUGCCAUACUGCAGUUAGAAAGGUAGAUGGUGUUAGGCCCACGUAUUCAGACUUACUAUUUCAUGCAACUUCCAAAAAAUAGCUUUUGCACUUCAAUCUUCUGAAAACUCAAAGCAAGAUGGAGUUUUUUCAGAUCUUUAGUGUGUUGAAUGCAAAUUUUUUUGAUUGGGGCAGUGCUUGGCAUUUGGAUGGCAUGUUGCAUGGCAUACUUGUUUAAGGUGGGUGAUCUUACAGUAGUGCUUCUGUUUGUGCAUGAGCCUCCAAUGCUGUUCCAGAUCCUGUUUCCACUGAUCAGAGCAAUUGGACAUUGGAAAAAGGAGAGAAAAGAAAGGCCUACAGAGCUCAUUAUCCCAUUGGGAUGUCAAGCCAAGCAAAUAAUAUGUGCAAUACUUAUAAUCAUGAUGCUGUGGGUCACAAAGCAAACAAGGUCAGCAGUUUGUCCUAAGAGAGCAAAGUACCACAGGGAAAAGCAUCCUGCAUUCUCCCAGGGCUGCCUCUGCAGGAUUCAACUGUCCCCUGAUGCCUUGAGUGCACUGGGUCACAAGACACGGUCUAGCUCUAACCUGUGACUGUAGCAAAUGAUGUAGCAAGCAAAAUCAUAGAAAAAAGUACUAAAGGAUAGAUUUGGAUAUGAUGAUCUAAUUACUCAGUGGUAAUGUUUGAAGCUGAGAAUCAUUGGAUCCUGCAGAUCUGACAAUCCUUACAAGGGCUGGCUAAUAAAUAGAUAGCAAAAACAUCAGGUCCCCUCCCACCCCACUAUCCCAAUAGAUAUUUUGUAAAAAAAAAAAAAAAAAAGAUAAAACCAUUUGCCAAUGAGAAUCCAAAGCAACAUGAUUGUGCAUAUGUGUAAAGCCCAGUCCCUGUGUUUCUGGAAAUUUGAAGGUUAUACUGUGAAAUAGACUAAGAGAAGGAAGCUUUCAUUUACAAUAUAAUCAACUACAAGAAAAUAGGUUUUUUUUUAAAAAAAAAAACACUAUAGUACAGUUUAGAUCUUAAUGCAGGGUUGAGCAACUAUUAAGCAGCUGAAAGAUGAGAAAGAUGCACUUUUAGUUUAUAUUUUGGAUGAUUUAUGAGCUACCAUAGACAGAGAAAUGGCAGUGGAUAUCAAAUAGGAUGUGAGAACUGAGUUUAUUUUUUAAAUGACUCACACCUUUUAGCUUCACUCCCUGUCCCCAGAACAGCAGAUACAGGGAGACCUCAACUGACAACCAUAAUUGGGACUGUCCAUCACUAAGUGAGGCAGUCAUUGAGGUGCACCUGAUAUUAUGAUAUUUUAUGCCUUCACAUGAUUUCCAUUCUCUAGGAUACUGCAACUGUCCUAAAUACAUGCUGAUUGCAAAGCACCCAGUUUUGAUCACAUAACCACAGGGAUGCACAAUGGUUUGUAAGUGCAAAGAUGAUAGUAAAUCACUUUUUUUAGCACUGUCAUAACUGAAUGGUAGCUGAAUGAACCCAAGUACCUAUAACUUACAUAUUUCUGACAUUUGGUAGGUAAUUAUAGUCAACAUCAACAAGUAGGAUUCCUAGUACACAUUUAUCUCUUAGGAAGGGAAAUACCUGGAACUACCAAUUUGGUAUCUUUGCUUUACUGGUGUUAACUUGUGGGCUAUCAAGAGACUCAUUAUAGUUCAGUUUGAUUUGCAAUAGCUUAUGCUCAGCUUUUUACCCAGUAAAACUUUUGCAAGAAAGACUGCUAGCUUAGUUACAAGGCUGCACAAGGAUAUAAAAUGAUUAAACAAAUAAUGCCUGCCCCAGGCAAAUGCUGGUGUUCUCUUGACAAUUUCAGCUACAUGUCACAAAAAGCUGGAAGGGAAAGAAAGAGCAAAACUAAAUUUAUCUUCGCACACAAUUUUAUUUAGAAACUCCUUAGUGAUUCUUCUUCCUUUUCUUCUACCCUAUUGUUUCUCAGGCUCCCACCUUAUUUCCCUUUACAGGAAUACCUGGGUAGUGACAGAUCAAUUACAGAGUACUUUUAAAAUUAGGACACAAGCUGGAAAUUGUCUGUCAUAUAACUACCAAGAGACUAGGAUACUAUGUCCGGGGAAUAAAUAACAAUGCAAAAGUGAUGGAUUUCUAUAUAUGCAAAAGAUGUGUUUAUAAAUAAAAUAGAACAAAACUGACACUAAACUUUCAGUGAACUUUACAAGAAGAAUAAAAACUUGAAACAGA
This is a messenger RNA of Crotalus tigris (Tiger rattlesnake), 7277 nucleotides long. RefSeq names its product carnitine palmitoyltransferase 1C (gene CPT1C). Gene Ontology annotation, cellular component: mitochondrion. The coding region runs from base 588 to 2921 and encodes 777 amino acids. Gene Ontology annotation, molecular function: carnitine O-palmitoyltransferase activity. The record is from RefSeq and is a predicted model, not a curated record. The transcript is spliced from 22 exons. Gene Ontology annotation, biological process: fatty acid metabolic process; carnitine metabolic process. Lineage: Eukaryota; Metazoa; Chordata; Lepidosauria; Squamata; Viperidae.